Molecule: messenger RNA, 240 nt
Organism: Dibothriocephalus latus
Lineage: Eukaryota; Metazoa; Platyhelminthes; Cestoda; Diphyllobothriidea; Diphyllobothriidae
Source: the annotation of a GenBank genome assembly
AUGUCAAGACUGGCCGAGCGAGCAUGGUGGCUGUACUUUUUGGGAGACUCCAUCAACUGUGAACUGUUUGAGGAGGCGACACGCAGAAAGCCGAGAGCUGUCUUCUCAGAGGACUCCAGAGGCACUGGCUGUGCUCGACUAGACUUGGUUACCUGGGACUCCGCAAUACUCGGCUGGGACUCGCAAACCGGUGUCGACUGCAUUCCUGAGGGCGGUUUGCUUUUGGCUGCCCUGCCUUGA